Notothenia coriiceps (black rockcod) is the source of this 3140-nucleotide messenger RNA. It is a transcript of the gene adam8b, whose product is annotated as ADAM metallopeptidase domain 8b. NCBI's taxonomy places the organism in Eukaryota, Metazoa, Chordata, Actinopteri, Perciformes, Nototheniidae. Gene Ontology annotation, molecular function: cell adhesion molecule binding; metalloendopeptidase activity. The coding region runs from base 82 to 2580 and encodes 832 amino acids. Gene Ontology annotation, biological process: proteolysis; inflammatory response; positive regulation of cellular extravasation. The transcript is spliced from 23 exons. The record is from RefSeq and is a predicted model, not a curated record.
AAGGCUGCUGGUGUCGAUGAUUCACCGUGUGGUAAUGUUCACGGCGAGAGGAGAGCCAGUGACUGAGCAGAGUGCACCAUCAUGGGGACGAACAUGGUCUCACUGUGGCUGAUAUGGGUGUGUCUCGUGCAGAGCUCUGCGAUGUUGUCUCAUGUAGAGAGAUAUGAGGUGGUCACACCUCGGAGACUCCCGGGCAGACAGAAGAGGAGCCUGCAGGACAACCAGCUUUAUCCUGACACGAUUCAAUACCAGUUAGCCAUUGAAGGGAGGAACCACACAAUGAAUCUGGAAAAAAACAGGAAUCUCAUUGGGAAAGGCUACACUGAGACACACUAUUUAGAAGAUGGGAAACGGGUUACAACAUCACCUAAUGAGGAGCACUGCUACUAUCAGGGUCACAUUGAAGGCAUGGAGGACUCUUCAGUCAGUGUUGGGAUUUGCUCAGGCAUUAGUGGCUAUGUGAGAGCCCAGCAGCAGGUGUACCUGAUAGAGCCUCUGGGACAGUCUGAUAAUGGGGGCCAUGCAGUGUACAGACCGGAGGACUUGAAGACCAUCAACUCCUCGUCCAAAACCCCCCCGCUGUACGACCAGGACCAGGCCCAGGACCCGCGGCUCUCCAGCCUCUUCAAAUCCAGAUCAUGGAAAACCAAACCCGUUUCAGGUCCACAGAAGUUCGUUGAGCUGUUUGUGGUGGUGGACAAUACUGAGUAUAAGCUAUAUGGAAGCGAGACUAAGUCCCGGGUCCUCGGAGCUAUAAAUCACGUUGAUAAGCUGUAUCGAGCUCUGAACAUUCGCGUCAUGCUGGUGGGCUUGGAGAUUUGGACGUACAGAGACUACAUGGAUGUUGACACUAAUUCAGAGACCACCCUGGACCAUUUCCUCCUGUGGCGGCAGGCCGAUCUUCUGAAGAGGAUCAAGCACGACAAUUCCCAAUUUGUGACUGGCAAAGAUUUUGACGGAGACACAGUUGGACUGGCAAAUAAGUUUGCCAUGUGUACCGAAAACUCAGGUGGAGUCAAUCAGGAUCACCAUGGCAACCCAAUAGGCCUUGCCUCUACCAUCGCUCAUGAGAUGGGACAUAACUUUGGCUUGUCACAUGAUGCUGAAGGCUGUAUGUGUGGUCCAUCGUACAGCAGUGGGAACUGUGUGAUGGCAGAAAAACUCAGGACAGGAAAUCAAGCAUUCCCAGAGUUUUUCAGCGGCUGCAGUGUGGAGCAACUAGCCGAGUUCAUGGCGCGGGCGCAGCCCAGCUGCUUGUCCAGACCCAGCUCCAUUACGAACAUCGCUGCAGGUCCUAGCUGCGGCAACAACCUCCUGGACCCCGGAGAGGAGUGUGACUGCGGCCCUGUGGAGGAAUGUCAGAACCCUUGUUGUGAUGCCUCGACUUGUCGUCUGACUGAAGGAUUCCAGUGUGCUCAGGGAGAAUGCUGUAACAACUGCCAGCUCAAACCGGCAGGAGGUGUAUGCAGAAAGUCAGCCAGUGACUGUGACUUGCCUGAAUACUGCACUGGAGAGUCAGAGCAGUGUCCUGAAGACAGCUUUGAGAUGAACGGCGAGCCGUGCUACGACCGGGCGCAGGGCUACUGCUCCAAUGGACAAUGCCCCACACAUCAGCAGCACUGCUGGAGGCUGUUUGGACCAGGGACCAGAGUUGGAUCAGAUGUGUGUUUUAAUCUGAACAAACGGGGCGAAGAAGGUGCAAACUGUGGAAGGGACAAAUUCAGCUACAUCCCCUGCACUGCACCGAAUCUGAAGUGUGGGUCUAUGUUUUGUGAAGGAGGAGGCGAGUCUAUCUCAGGUAAAAGGGCAGACUUCCGCUUGUUCGGCUUAGAAUGUAAACUAGCAGUGGAUGACGAUAAGACCAGAAACAUCGACAUGGUGCCAAAAGGAACCAAAUGCGGACCAAACAAGGUUUGCCUUGACAACAGAUGUGUGGAUAUGUCAGUUUAUGGGAAAAAGGAGGACUGUUCAAAGAAAUGCAACAACAAGGGGGUGUGUAACCACAAGAACGAGUGCCACUGUAACCCUGGCUGGGCUCCACCCUACUGUGACAUCCAGUAUGCAGAUUUACCUCAAGUUCAGAGUGGGAUAAUAGCCGGAGUGUGUGCAGCUCUCUCCAUCCUCCUGACCAUCACCGCGGUGACUGCAGGGCUGAUGUGUUGUAAAAAGGACAACACGGACAACUUCACCUACAAAAGGAAAGUGAAUUCUGCUCCAGACAAGCUGAACCCGAUGUUUCAGGACGGGAGUGUUAAAGACAGACCUCAGAUCAGUGCGCCCACUUUCAUGGCGUCAACAGCAACACAAGCCUACGCUCCUCUGGUUGUUACCGUGACUCCCAGCAGAGCCGCUCCACAGCCACCAAAGAAACUGUCUCCAGUCUCUCCUACAGCACAAACUGAGCCGGCAAAAUGUCUACCUCCAUCUCUGCCUCCUCUGAGUAAACCUCAGUUGAAUGCAGCCAAACCAGCUCCUCCUCCUGUACCUCCAGUCAAGCCUAGCCCCCCUCCUGCUGCCAGAGUCAAGCCUAGCCCCCCUCCUCCGCCCCCAGUGAAGCCAAAGACAUUCAGACUCACAUGAAAGUCUCAAGCAGAAAAACAUCCAGCAUAGUCGUAUAUAUGGAAAAAGAGCGAUCCUUUUUGGGUCAUAUGUGAGUCACAGAUUCCAAAAACGUUUGUCUUGAUGCGUGAGUGACCGCGGCUUCACCGACUGAGAAUGUCUUUGAUGACCAACAGCUCCACGCGGCUGUAGAAAAGUGAUUAUGGGGUGGAAAAAGAGUCUCAAUUUAUUUAACUGCCGGUACAGUUGUUUGUCAAAAAAAGUUUUUCCUGCUCACGUUUUCCUGUGUUCUCUCUACAGCGUGGGCAAAAUGGUGCUCAUUUGAAAAUGUAUAUUAAUAUGUAUUGAAUGUCUGUGCAAGGGACUGUAUGUAAGUAAGGGGUAUUUAAGUAGAAUUCAAUGAGGGUACAUUUCCGUAUUUCCGUAAUAUCUAAAUUGUGUCUUACAUGCAGAGGUGGGAGAAGUACUCAGAAGUACCAGGGAAAUCCUGCAUUCAGAAUGUUACUCAAGUCAAAGUACAAAAGCAUUAGCAUCAAAAUAUAGUACCAAAAGUAAAAGUAGUCAUUGUGCAGAUUGGUCCA